Messenger RNA from Cucurbita pepo subsp. pepo (vegetable marrow), 1839 nucleotides. NCBI's taxonomy places the organism in Eukaryota, Viridiplantae, Streptophyta, Magnoliopsida, Cucurbitales, Cucurbitaceae. The record is from RefSeq and is a predicted model, not a curated record.
GGUGAUUGGGAAGAUGCCUAUUGGCGAGCCUUUUGUGACCGUAAAUGCUGUCAGUGAAUCUAUUAGUUCUCAUAUGUGUGUCGCAUAUCUGACCUUACGUAUGGUUCUUUCGUGAAUGUUAUUACCAGUUAGUUGAAUAUUGCAGAAAGACGUGAUGAUUGGGAGGAUGCCUACAUGCUAUGAAAACGUUGCUGUGUUUUACGCGAUUUCAGUGUCUCCAAUUGUUGUAUAAUUCUUCUCGAGUUUUGCAGGUUUUUGGAUGUAAGAAUUGGUGAGCCUUCUGUGACCGUGAAUGUUGUUAGUGAAUCUAUUAGUUCUCAUAUGUGUGCUGCUUAGCUGACCUUACGUAUGGUUCUUUCGUGAGUGUUAUUACCAGUUAGUUGAAUAUUGCAGAAAGACGUGAUGAUUGGGAGGAUGCCUACAUGCUAUGAAAACGUUGCUGUGUUUUACGCGAUUUCAGUGUCUCCAAUUGUUGUAUAAUUCUUCCGAAGUUUUGCAGGUUUUUUGAUAUAAGAAUUGACUAGCCUUCAGUGACCGUGAAUGCUGUCAGUGAAUCUAUUAGUUCUCAAAUGUGCCGCUUAUUUGACCUUACGUUAUGGUUCCUUCGUGAAUGUUAUUACCAUUUAGUUGAAUAUUGUAGAAAGACGUGGUGAUUGGGAGGAUGCCUAUAUAUGCUAUAAAGACAUUUGCUGUGUUUUACGCGAUUUCAAUGUCUCCAAUUAUAUAAUUCUUUCGGAGUUUUGCAGGUUCUUUGAUGUAAGAAUUAGCAAGCCUUGUCCUCAUAUGCGCCACUUAUCUGACCUUACGUAUGGUUCGUUCGUGAAUGUUAUUACCAUUUACCAUAAAGUUCUUUGAUGUAAGAAUUAGCAAGCCUUGUCCUCAUAUGCGCCACUUAUCUGACCUUACGUAUGGUUCGUUCGUGAAUGUUAUUACCAUUUACCAUAAAGUUGUUUUGAUUCAAGAACAACUUUCAAAAGACAGGAUUAUCAUUGAUACUGACAAAAGGGGAAGUUUGGAGGAGCGUAAAAUAUUUGUGCAAACAUAUAUGGGUGCUAAAGGUCCCAGUGAUUCUGAGGUGGAGAAAUUAGUCCAAGAUGUUGAGAAGUAUACUCUUGCUAGCCAUCUUGUUUGGGGUCUCUCGGGAAUAAUAUCGUGGGUGGGGUAUGCUUUGUCACGCGAUACUCCAGAAGGUGAGGCUUGUGAACUUGUGAAAAACUUGGCUCUGAUGACUCAUGUAACGACAAAGGCCCAUUAAUUUCUUUGGGUUGAAUGGAAGAGUCAGGUUAUUCCCAUAAUACUUCUUUAGGAACAAUUGCUCGAGAUGAAAGAAGAUGUUGGUUGUUAUAUCACUCAGUUGACACGAAACAAUUGUCAAAUAAAAAAGAAUUGUUCGAGAUGAAACAAUUGUUCGAUCUUGUUGGAGUUAAAUAACAAUUGUUCGAGAUGGAAGAGAUUCAUUAUGAAGGAUGGAUGAUGCCAGGUACCGGAAUCACGAUUCUCCACAAUGGUAUGUCCACUUUGAGCAUAAGCUUUCAUGCCUUUAUGAGUCAAUUCUGAUAGAGAUUAGUAUAUCCAUCAUCCAGUAUGAGGAGGAUAAUAAGCAUCUCCGCCAAUAUCCCAUCAAGCAAAUCUUCAGCUUGUGAGCCGAACCGACAGCCGGAUCUUAAAUUGUCGAAUAAAAAAGCAGCUCACUAGAAUCUGUCUCCACAGUGGUGGUCUAUGCAAGCAGAUAAAAUGCUUCAUUUCCCUUACAGCGGUGGUCCUACAUCGUUGGAGAAGGGAACAAAACAUUCUUUAUAGGGUGUGGAAAUCUCUCUCUAGCAUACGCGAUUUAAAAUC